CAAGAAGACUCCUACCAUGUAGUCAAAAACACUGCCUUCUUCGAAGUAGUCUUCUUGAAUGCAACAAUUUUAACAAUUAAAUUAAAAUCUAGGAACUUUUGCUCCAUACUGUUGGCCAAACUGAUCCAAUCGGAUUUGUUCCUUGUUCUGUACCGUCCUCCUAUUGGUGUAAAUCAAAUCUAUAUAGUGUAACGAUUUAGUUCGUCACUGUCAAAGUUUAUUUCGCGUUUUUAUUAUUUUUAAACUUUAUUUUAACUUGAUAACAUUUAUUAAACCAUACAAUGAUUUAGAGUAGAUUAUUGAUGAAUUAAAAUUGUAAUUUUAAAUAAAAGAUUUGGUGUUUGUGAAAUAGUGUUUUUGUUUUUUAAUCAUUUUGUUUUUUGUGUGCUUUUUAUCUAACCAUUUGAGGUAAUUUUAAAAGACUUGUUACUAUAUAUUAAUAAAGAAGUCAAAUAAUGUCUGUGGAGGACUACAAAAAACUUUCAGUGGAGGAAAAAUGCGAACACCACCUGUGGAAAGUCAGAGUGUGUGGUUACGAAGAAGCCGCAACAUUAUUCAGACAAAUUGGUGAAAAGUCGCCAGAGUUUGGCAACUUUUUGGGUUUAGUGAGAAAAUUUGUGAUUGACUCCAAUGUGGUGGGUCAGGAAAAAGGCCUGGAGGCCACCUUGGCCUACGUUGAAAACUAUGCCUUGGCAGGCAAAACAGCAGCCGAGGUAAUGUCAGGAAUUGUGGCAAAAUGCAUUGCAGCACCAAAAGCAAAAACCAGAGAGCUUGCAUUGCAAGUGACAUUGAUGUAUAUUGAAAUUGGGAAACAAGAAGUUGUUAUGGAAGAGUUGGUUAAAGGUAUAGAGCAGAAAAACCCUAAAAUUGUGGUGGCAUGUUUACAAGCUGUUACGACUGCAUUGAGAGAGUUUGGAAGCAAAAUUAUUCGAGUUGAACCAUUGCUUUUAAAAAUAUCCACACUUUUUGCCGACAGGGAUAAAUCUGUUAGAGAUGAGGCCAAACACAUGGUCAUAGAAAUGUAUCAGUGGAUUGGGCCAAUGUUAAAAGUACAGUUGGGUAAAUUACAUACAGUCCAAUUGGCAGAGUUGAAUUUGGAGUUUCAUAAAAUUGAGCAGCAAAAUGCAAAAGUGAGCCCAAAAAGGUUUACUCGCUCUCAUAAAAAAAAACAGGCGAAAAUUGCCACUGAGAAGGAAAAAACUAAAAAAGAUGAAGUUGAACAAAAUAAUGAAGAAGAGUAUGUGGUUGUGGAAAUUGACCCAUAUGAACUGGCAGAACCUGUGGAUAUCCUAUCGAAAUUGCCGCCAGAUUUUUACGAAAAAGUUGAAUCCAACAAAUGGCAGGAACGUAAAGAAGUGAUGGAAGUUGUAGAAAAUCUGCUAAAAACGCCGAAAUUAAAGAAAGGAGACUAUGGGGACUUGGUUAGAGCCUUCCAAAAGAUCAUUCAAAAAGAUAGCAAUGUUGUGGUGGUGGCUCUGGGUGGCAGAUGCAUGGCCAUGUUGGCAGCAGGCUUAAAAAAACGCUUCCAACAGUACGCUGUAUUGUGCGUUCCCGAUCUUUUGGAAAAGUUCAAGGAGAAAAAACCAAACGUACUGGCCGCCAUCAGGGAUGCCAUCGACGCCGUUUAUUUAUCGACUACUUUGGAAGCGAUUUUGGAGUAUUUGUUGGACGCUUUGCGCAAUAAGAAUCCGUCGGUAAAAUUGGAAACUGCCUUGUUUUUGAAGAGGGCUAUUUCUAAAAAACCAACAUCAACUGUUUCCAGUAAAAAUUUAAUAAAAGAAAUAACUGGCGUUUUAUUAAACAAUAGCAAUGGAGCAGAUCCUGCUUUAAGAACAGCUUCCAAAGAAGCGUUAGCUUACCUAUUUAAAUUGGCGGGUGAAAAAGUCAUGGGUCCAAUUUUUGCCGAGCUGACUCAAUUUUCAACGUUGUAUAGUGAAUAUAAAGCGUACGCCGAAAGUCUAUCAACAGAGAAACACAUUGCGCAGGCGCCUAAACCUGCCAUCACAAAACCCACAGUGCUUGUAGAGAGCGCGCCGGUCGCCAAAAAGAAGCCGGACAGACCGUCCGGGUCGGCCACCGUGGUGCGGUCGAAGGGCGCCAAAUCGGCCCCGAAAGCCGCCCCCAAACCGGCGGCCGAAAGGCACUUGUCGGACGAAGAGGUGGACGAGAUCGUUUCGGACGUUUUGUCCGCCAACAACAUCGGCGAGAUGUCGGACAGCAACUGGAAGACCAGGUUGGCGGCCGUGGAGAAGAUCGCCGCGGACUUGCGCGAUAGGGACGCGAAAUCGGUGCCCACUCAGGCUGUCAUAAAAGUGUUGGCCAGAAAACCUGGCUUGAAAGACACAAAUUUCCAGGUUUUGAAAGCCAGACUUGAGCUGGUCAAAUACCUGGCGGAAAAUUGUCAAUUUUCAACGACAUCGGCCGAAUGUUGCCUUAACGAUGUUUCGGAUAAAUUCGGCGAUCCGAAGAACGGCGCCAUUGCUGCCGAAGUGGUUACGGCAAUAGCCGAAUGCACUUCGUUGCCUUUCGUUUCCAACAACGUAAUGAAUUACAUAUUCUCUCAGAAAAACCCUAAAGUCAUCCAAGAGGGUUUGCUUUGGCUAUCAAACGCUAUAAGAGAGUUUGGUUUUGGUAAUUUAAACGCGAACAAGCUGAUUGAUAACGGCAAGAAAGCUUUGACGUCCUCCAAUCCACAAGUGAGACAAGCUUCUAUAACUUUAUUUGGUACAAUGUAUUUAUACAUGGGUGCCACCUUAAACGCGUUUUUCGACGCCGAAAGACAAAGUUUAAGAGAUCAAAUCCAAGUCGAAUUCGAUAAGUAUGAAGGCAAGAAACCUCCACUACCCACCAAAGGUGAUGCAAAAUCAGCAAGUUCCAACACACUGGACGGAAUGGACGAAGACGAAACCGAACAGGAACCGGAACCGAUAAAUGUCCAAGAUAUCUUACCUCGUGUCGAUAUAAGUUCGCAGAUAACCGAGGCCCUAAUCAACGAAAUUUCCGACAAGAACUGGAAGGUGCGCAACGAAGGGCUGGACAAAAUUAGCGCCAUGCUGGCAGAAGCCAAGUUCAUCAAACCCAGUUUGGGCGAAUUACCUCACGCGCUGGCGCAGAGGUUAACGGACAGCAACAUCAAGAUCGCGCAGGCCUCCUUAAUUAUCUGCAAGAACAUCACAAUUGCCAUGGGACCGCCCUGCAAACAGUACAUCAGAACUUUGUUUCCGGGAUUUUUGCAAGGACUUGGUGAUAGUAAAAGUUGGAUGCGGACUGCAUCUUUAGACGCUAUCAAUGCCUUUUCCGAACAGUGCGGUUACAAGGAAUUCUUCGAAGGCGAAAUGAUCGGUGAUGCCUUAAAAUCUGGUUCCCCUACCCUCAGAAACGAAGUGUGGAUUUGGCUGGGCGAAAAACUACCCAUAAUUGCUGUAAAAUCAAUCCCGAAGGACGAACUGAUCAUCUGCGUGCCGCAUCUCUUUAAUAACGUCGAGGACCGUAACGCCGAUGUGCGAAAGAGCGCAAAAGCUGCAGUUCUGGGCUUCAUGAUGCACUUGGGGUACGACAGCAUGUUGAAACAAACGGAAAAACUGAAACCGGGUUCGAAAUCGGCCGUUGUAUCAGCCUUGGACGAAGCGAGACCGAAUCUGCCGGUCAAACCGUUGCCCAAAAAACAGGCACCGGUCGAGGAGAAGGCGGUGAGGGGCACCAAGCCCGUGGCCACGUCCAAGAACGCCGUCAAGAAGGGUGCUGCGGUCGCCAAACCGGCCGCCACCGCCAGCUCGCGCAAAAAAGACGAGGACGUCGAUGUGUCGCCUCUUUUGCAAACCAACGCGCUGAAGAAUCAGCGUUCGAUAGACGAGGCCAAACUGACCGUUCCGAAGUGGAACUUCACGACGCCCAGAGGGGAAUUCGUCGACCUCCUCAAAGACCAGAUGACGACGGCGAACGUGAACAGGUCCUUGAUGGCCAACAUGUUCCACUCGGACUUCCGGUACCACAUCAAGGCUCUCGAGGCCUUGAGCGAAGAUUUGCCGGCGAAUGACCAAGCUUUGAUAGCGAACUUGGAUUUGGUUCUCAAAUGGCUGACGCUCAGGUUUUUCGACACAAACCCUUCAGUAUUAAAUAAAGGGCUGGAAUAUUUGCACGACGUUUUCAAUAUGCUCACUGAUAAAAGUUACAUAUUGCAACACGGCGAGGCUUCAGCAAUUAUACCUUACAUUGUCCUUAAGAUGGGAGAUCCAAGCGACUCGGUCAGAAACGGUGUAAACGCUUUGAUAAAACAACUGUAUUCAAUUUAUCCCAUCAGUAGGGUUUUUGCUCAUAUCAAGGAUGGCGUAAAAUCUAAAAACGCCAGGCAAAGGGCUGAAUGUUUGGACGCUUUGAGAUCUAUUAUCAGCAGAUACGGCACGACAGCUUGCUUUCCUUCGGCGGCAGUCUGUUUGAAAGAGGUGGCCAAACAAAUAUCAGAUCGCGACAAUUCGGUGCGAAACGCAGCUUUGAGCUUCUUGGUGCAAGCGCAUAAAAGCGAUGGCGAUAAGGUUUUCCAAAUGGUCGGAAAUAUCCCCGAAAAGGAUAUGUCGCUUCUGGAGGAACGAAUCAAGCGUGCCCAGCAAAAAGGACCAUCGCCAGUCACGGAAGUCAACGUGACCCAACGGAGGCGUGUUCAAACAGUUCAAACAGUCGACCAAGAAGAAAACCAAGAAAAUAUAGCGCCGAAUAGUAGAAAAGAACAAGUCUCGGUGUCUCCCAAAUUGGCCGACAAAAGCAAAAACCGAGGACUCGUCGGCGUGAUCAAAGACAUUGGCUCGACAAACAAGGACGUGGCCAUCGCGGCCUUCACGGAAAUGCAGAAGGUUCUGCGCAGCAUCAAGGGCAGCGCGUUUGCGCAGUACGAAGACCAUUUUGUGGCGUCUCUGACUGAACAAUUCAGGAAUCUCAGCGGAGAAGAUCCAGCGACGAAUGUCAAGGCGUUCAGAGUGUACAAACAGUUGGGGUUUAUCAUCGGUCUGUUCUACCAAAACAAAUCUCUGGUUAGAAGGGUGUCGCACCCGGUGCUGGCCGACAUGCUGAGCGAAAUAAUCGAUUUGUUGGUGUCGGGAAAGCUGGAAAAAUGCGAGAACGGCGAGUUUUGCACUCUGAUGUUUAACCUGGAGUUCAAUUCUAGGAUCAUCGAGAAUUCAGAUCGCACCCACAUCGCCUGCGCCCUCGUGUGUUUGCUGCAGAAAAGCAUCGGGAAGGGGGCGCGAUACACCGAACUCGUGGCAGAGUUCUCGCGAAUGGUGUUAGAGGAGAUGCCCGAGUGGGGCGACACCAUCGAUUUCGACUGGCUGAUGAGUUGUCUGCACGACAUCAUCAAAAACAACGGAGAUUUAAAAAAGUUGGAAGAGGUCGCUCCGGUUCAGUUCAAAGUCGUCACAACCCUAAUAGAAUACAGCAUCAGAAUGAAAGGAAAAGACAUAUUGAAUCACUUUGGAAAAGUCCCUGAGGUAUCUGAAGUAAAGAAUUAUAUUUACAAAUUAAUCAUGACUACGCCACUUGAAAGGAGUAGACCUUUUUCUCAGUUCAAUGUUAUAAUGGAGGACGAGGAGUACAAAAAACUCCCGGUGGACGAAAAAUGCGUUCACAAACUGUGGAAAGCCAGAGUUUGCGGAUAUGAAGAAGUAACAACGCUAUUCAGACAGAUAGACGACGAAAAAUCGCCGGAAUUCAGCAAAUAUUUAGGCUUGGUGAAGAAAUUUGUUAUUGACAGCAAUGCUAUGGGCCAGGAGAAAGGCCUGGAGGCCACCUUAGCCUACGUCGAAAACUACGCCUUGGCAGGCAAAACAGUAUCCGAAGUAAUGUCGGGAAUUGUAACAAAAUGCAUUGCCGCACCGAGAACAAAGACGAGAGAGCUUGCUUUGCAAGUUACACUGAUGUAUAUAGAAAUAGAGAAACAAGAAGCAGUUAUGGAAGAGUUGGUUAAAGGUAUGGAACAAAAGAACCCAAAAAUCGUGGCGGCUUGUAUACAAGCAGCAACGACUGCACUGAGAGAAUUCGGAAGUAAAAUCAUUCAAGUUAAACCAUUGGUGAAGAAAAUAACAACGCUAUUCGCGGAUAGAGAUAAAUCGGUGAGAGAUGAGGCUCGACAAAUGGUAAUAGAGAUGUACCGGUGGAUUGGGCCAGCUUUAAAGACACAGUUGACUAAUUUACAACCAGUUCAAAUCACGGAGUUGGAGGCGGAAUUUGGAAAAAUUGAGGGGCAAAAAGCAUCGCCAACAAGAUAUAUUCGCUCACAGCAACAAAGGCAAGCCAAAAUUGCUGCAGAGGCAGAAGAAGUUGAUGGUGUUGGAGACGAUGAAGGAGAAGAGGAUGCGGCCGUGGAAAUCGACCCGUACGAGCUGGCCGAUCCCGUGGACAUUCUAUCGAAGUUGCCGAAAGAUUUUUACGAAAAAGUCGAAGCGAAAAAAUGGCAGGAACGCAAAGAAGCGAUGGAGUGCAUCAUUCAGAAAGACAGUAAUGUUGUGGUGGUGGCGCUGGGGGGCAGAUGCAUGGCCAUGUUGGCGGCGGGUUUGAAAAAACGUUACCAACAGUACGCAGGGGCGUGCGUUUCCGCUCUGUUGGAGAAAUUCAAGGAGAAGAAGCAAAACGUCGUGACCGCCCUCAGGGAUGCCAUCGACGCCGUAUAUUUAUCGACUACUUUGGAAGCAAUUUUGGAGGACGUGUUGGAGGCUUUGGCCAAUAAGAAUCCGUCGGUGAAAACGGAAACUUCUUUUUUCUUGUCGAGGGCCUUCUCGAAAACUUUGCCGACUUCAAUUUGUCCGUUUUUUUUUGGAAAUAUUAAAACCCCAGUCUCCAAUACACUUUUUCCUUUAAUCUUAGAUCCUGGAGUGAGGGACGCCUCUGCCGACGCCAUAGGCACCUUGAUGAAGCUGGUGGGCGAAAAAGCCAUCGGCCCGUUUUUGGUCGAUCUCGAAAAGGACAACCUGAAAAUGACGAAAAUCCGCGAGUGCUGCGAGAAAGCCGUGAUAACUGCGAAAGCGCCCGGCGGCGCCAAAAAAGAGCGGGCGCCCGCCAAACCGGCGCCCAAAAUUUCGACUGAAAGCGUCAAGGCGCCGCCCAGAACCAAAAAAGCUGCAGCAAGCGCGCCGGCCGCCAAAAAGAAGCCGGACAUAUCGUCCGGGUCGGCCACCGUGGUGCGGUCGAAGGGCGCUAAAUCGGCCCCGAAAGCCGCCCCCAAACCGGCGGCCGAAAGGCAUUUAUCGGACGAAGAGGUGGACGAGAUCGUUUCGGACGUUUUGUCCGCCAACAACAUCGGCGAGAUGUCGGACAGCAACUGGAAGACCAGGUUGGCGGCCGUGGAGAAGAUCGCCGCGGACUUGCGCGAUAGGGACGCGAAAUCGGUGCCCACUCAGGCUGUCAUAAAAGUGCUGGCCAGAAAACCUGGCUUAAAAGACACAAAUUUCCAGGUUUUGAAAGCCAGACUUGAGCUGGUCAAAUACCUGGCGGAAAAUUGUCAAUUUUCAACGACAUCGGCCGAAUGUUGCCUAAACGAUGUUUCGGAUAAAUUCGGCGAUCCGAAGAACGGCGCCAUUGCAGCCGAAGUGGUUACGGCAAUAGCCGAAUGCACUUCGUUGCCUUUCGUUUCCAAUAACGUAAUGGAUUACAUAUUCUCUCAGAAAAGCCCCAAAGUCAUCCAAGAGGGUUUGCUUUGGCUAUCAAACGCUAUAAGAGAGUUUGGUUUUAGUAAUUUAAACGUGAACAUGCUGAUUGACAACGGCAAGAAAGCUUUGGCGUCUUCUAAUCCACAAGUGAGGCAAGCUUCUAUAACUUUAUUCGGUACAAUGUAUUUAUACAUGGGUGCCACCUUAAACGUGUUUUUCGACGCCGAAAGACAAAGUUUAAGAGAUCAAAUCCAAGUCGAAUUCGAUAAGUAUGAAGGCAAGAAACCUCCACUACCCAGCAAAGGUGUUGUAAAAUCAGCAAGUUCCAAUACACUGGACGGAAUGGACGAAGACGAAACCGAACAGGAACCGGAACCAAUAAAUGUCCAAGAUAUCUUACCUCGUGUCGAUAUAAGUUCGCAGAUAACCGAGGCCCUAAUCAACGAAAUUUCCGACAAGAACUGGAAGGUGCGCAACGAAGGGCUGGACAAAAUUAGCGCCAUGCUGGCAGAAGCCAAGUUCAUCAAACCCAGUUUGGGCGAAUUACCUCACGCGCUGGCGCAGAGGUUAACGGACAGCAACAUCAAGAUCGCGCAGGCCUCGUUAAUUAUUUGCAAGAACAUCACAAUUGCCAUGGGACCGCCCUGCAAACAGUACAUCAGAACUUUGUUUCCGGGAUUUUUGCAAGGACUUGGUGAUAGUAAAAGUUGGAUGCGAACUGCAUCUUUGGACGCUAUCAACGCUUUUUCCGAACAGUGCGGUUACAAGGAAUUCUUCGAGGGCGAAAUGAUCGGCGAUGCCUUAAAAUCUGGUUCCCCCACCCUCAGAAACGAAGUGUGGAUUUGGCUGGGCGAAAAACUACCCAUAAUUGCCGUAAAAUCAAUCCCGAAGGACGAACUGAUCAUCUGCGUGCCGCAUCUCUUCAACAACGUCGAGGACCGUAACGCCGAUGUGCGAAAGAGCGCAAAAGCUGCAGUUCUGGGCUUCAUGAUGCACUUGGGGUACGACAGCAUGUUGAAACAAACGGAAAAACUGAAACCGGGUUCGAAAUCGGCCGUUGUAUCAGCCUUGGACGAAGCGAGACCGAAUCUGCCGGUCAAACCGUUGCCCAAAAAACAGGCACCGGUCGAGGAGAAGGCGGUGAGGGGCACCAAGCCCGUGGCCACGUCCAAGAACGCCGUCAAGAAGGGUGCUGCGGUCGCCAAACCGGCCGCCACCGCCAGCUCGCGCAAAAAAGACGAGGACGUCGAUCUGUCGCCUCUUUUGCAAACCAACGCGCUGAAAAAUCAGCGUUCGAUAGACGAGGCCAAGCUGAAAGUCCUGAAGUGGAACUUCACGACGCCGAGAGAGGAAUUCGUCGACCUCCUCAAAGACCAGAUGACGACGGCAAACGUGAACAGGUCCUUGAUGGCCAACAUGUUCCACUCGGACUUCCGGUACCACAUCAAGGCUCUCGAGGCCUUGAGCGAAGAUUUGCCGGCGAACGGCCAAGCUUUGAUAGCCAACUUGGAUUUGGUUCUCAAGUGGCUGACGCUGAGGUUUUUCGACACGAACCCUUCGGUGCUGCUCAAAGGGUUGGAAUACUUGCAGUGCGUUUUCAACAUGCUUAUGGACACCAAAUACCACAUGCAAGAAAAUGAGGCUUCGGCGUUUAUACCGUAUUUGGUUCUUAAGAUUGGAGAUCCGAAGGAUUCCGUCAGAAACGGCGUCAAAGUGUUGCUAAAGCAGAUUUCCUUUAUUUACAACGUGGCGAGGCUCUUCACUUUACUAAUGGAAGGACUCAAGUCUAAAAAUGCGAGGCAAAGGGCAGAAUGUCUCGAAACUAUGGGAUCUAUUAUUGAGGAGUUUGCGGCUUGUUUGAAAGAGGUGGCAAAACAAAUAUCCGAUCGCGACAAUUCGGUGCGAAACGCAGCUUUGAACUGCGUAGUGCAAGCGUAUUUCAUCGUGGGCGAGAAAGUGUACAAAAUGGUUGGAAAUAUCUCCGACAAGGACAUGUCGUUGCUGGAGGAGCGCAUCAAGCGUUCGCAACGUAAAAUCCCGCCUCCAAAACCGAAAAUGGACGUCAACUCAGCCAUUACUCACCCUGCGAAAUCCCCUCCAUCGAGCCAAACCGCUUCUCCCGUAAGAAACGGAAACACCAGCGGUAAUCACGACGACGAUGAUGAAGAAGAAGACCAGGAAGAGGAGGAGGCUAUACCGCAAGUAACUUUACCGCCGCAGAUCCAGAUGGAGCCCGAGCCGGAAGUGACGAACGGUCCGUUCCGCUUCGACCCGGAAGUGAUGCGCAGGCUGGACCAGAUGACGGAGGACAUCGACAGGCAGAAGGAGAUCGUGAAUCGCAACAUGGCAGGCUUGCAGGUCGAUUUCAACGACGACACUUUGGUGACUCACAGCUUCGUGCGCAAGACUCACCACGACAAGGAACUGAACGCCUUGAUCGGGGACAUCAGCUCGCCCAACAUGGACAUGGCCAUCUCGGCCAUUACGGAAAUGCAAGAAUUUCUGCGCAGCAACAAGAGUGGUGCCGUAGCGGAACAUGAAAACGAAUUUAUGAAAUCUAUCGUGGAACAAUUCAAGCAUUUGAGCAGAGAAGAUCCAGUUGUAAAUGACGAGGCGCUUAGAGUGUACAGAAACUUGUUGACUCUGAUCGAUGCUGUAAGUUGUUUUUUUUCCGCAGCCAAGUUUGUUCAAUGGUGUUUUUUUCCUCAGUUCUACCUAAACAAGACGCUGGGCAAAAAGGUGACGGUACCGGCGCUGGUCAAUCUGCUAAACGAAAUGAUUCACUUGCUGGUUGCGGAAAAGCUUGAAAAAUGCGAAACCGGCGACGCUUACGUCAAAGUAAUCAACCUGCAAUGCGUGAAAAUAAUCGACCAAUCCGACCACACCAACAUCAUAUGCGCCCUGGUGCAGCUGCUGCAAGAGAGCAUCAGAAAGGACGUGGGCGCGCGGCACACCGAUCUGGUGAUGAAGUCCAUCUGGAGGGUGCUGAAGAUCAUGUCGACGUGGAACGACCACAUCGACUACGACUCGGUGCUGCUGGAGGUGCACUUUUUCCUCAAGGAGUUCCCGUCGAGCUGGUGGAAAAAUCGGCCUUCCGACACCGCGCUCAGGACCAUCAAGACCAUCUUGCAUUCCAGCACUUUAAAGCUGGACGAGGGCAAACCUUUGCCUGCGGUUCAGCAGUCGAACCCCUCGCCCGCCAAAACGUCCGACUCGACGAAGAAGACGCUGUCGCGCGCCAAUCAGGCGAUGCUGACGGACAUCUUCACGAAAAUCGGCAACAAGGACGAAACGAAGGACGGCGUAACGCUGCUGUACGACUUCAUGCAGCAGCAUCCCGAGGCGGAUAUCGACCCGUUUCUGAAGAGGACCAACAAAUUUUUCCAGGACUACAUCAAAAACGGCCUCAACGAGAUCGAGGACAUGAGGAAAAACGCCAAAACUUCGAUUACAGAAAAGGCAAAUGAAGCUCCUGAAAAUCCGCUUGCAAAUUUGCCAGCAAUUAAUAAUCAACAGGGCAGAGGUAUGGACUAUUGGGAGGCCAGACUUAAAUAUUGGAACAACCGAUGGGAUGAAACUUGUAGGAAAUUUACAGAGUAAUAGUGCUGGUUAUUAUUCAAAGACGCCUAACUUAUUUUAUUUACUAACUCACUUACCCACCUAAUUUAUCAAGUUUUAAUAUUUCAAUUAGAUUUUAACUGAUGAGAAUGUGAUAAUGAAUUUUAUAGGAAAUGUGGUAGUUUCGAAGUGUACUCUUAUAGAAAUUUGUUGAUAUAUUUUAUUAUUAGUGGAAAAAUCAUCGACCAUUUCCCCCUAUUAACAUUUCAAUUUUAUAAGUUGUUUGUUUUUAUUUAUUUCGUACGUAGUAAUUUAAGCUCUCUGUUUUUUACAACUGAUUUUUGUUAGAUUUAGGAAAAACCAUAUAUUUUUUACCUGUUAAUGUACUUCAUAUUGUUUAAUACACAUUCACGUAUU
Brassicogethes aeneus is the source of this 11609-nucleotide messenger RNA. The record is from the annotation of a GenBank genome assembly. Lineage: Eukaryota; Metazoa; Arthropoda; Insecta; Coleoptera; Nitidulidae.